Symbiodinium sp. CCMP2592 is the source of this 3156-nucleotide messenger RNA. NCBI's taxonomy places the organism in Eukaryota, Dinophyceae, Suessiales, Symbiodiniaceae. The record is from the annotation of a GenBank genome assembly.
AUGAGGCGCAUGCGACAGUCGAGGGAGAAAUAUGAGCCCAGCAAGGAUCUCGUCGACAUGAUGGGCAAAGAUUGGCAGAAGCGGCGGUCGUUUUCCACGAAGAUGAAUUACCAGCCAUACAAAAACACGCUGGAGGAGCUCUUUGCAUUCUGCAAGGACAAAGCACCGCUCUUCUUCGCCAAAGUUCGGGCUGUGGCAGAACGCACGGGCGGUGAGAACGUGGAGCCGCCCCUGAAAGGCAUGCAGCGGUGCCAAGACAAAGCACAGUUCAAGUACAAGGACAAGAACGGCGAAGUCUCGUGGCACAGAUUGACGGACAUCGUGAGGGAUACCAUCGUUUAUAAGAAUCUGGACGACAUGUACAAAGGUCUCCGAGCGAUCCACGAAGACGAAGAGAUCGACAUCAUCGAGUGUAACGACCGUUAUAUGAACCCUCUCGACGGAGGGUAUCGUGAUCUUCAGCUGAGCCUCCGCAUCGACGGGAUGGUCUGCGAGCUGCAGCUGAACACGAAGUGGAUGCUGCACGUGAAAGAGAACGCGGGGCACAGGGCCUUCGAGGUCUCCCGCGAGGUCAUGGCAGCUGUUGCGGAGCCGGAUGCUGUGGAGAGGUGCCGCAACAUCCUGCAGUGGGGCAAGGAGAACCUGGGCGCCAACGCCGACACGGAACUGCAGGAGAUGCUGAAUGACGACAAGAAGGGCCUCCUUCACAAGGCGGCCAAGGCGGGCAACGCGCACCUCGUGAGCAUCUUCUUGGCCUUCCGCGCCGAUGUGAACCACAGGGAUCCCAAGAUGAUGCGGACGCCGCUGCACGAAGCCAUGGCGCAGGGCCACGAGCGGGCGGUGUGGGCCCUUCUCUGUGCUCGAGCCGACCUCCAAGCUCGAGAUAGAGACGGUCAGGUGCCCCUCCUGGAUGGCCUCUUGAAGCUUCGGCAAUCGGGAGGCGGUAAUCACGGCAGCACCCUCGAUGGAGGCGUCGCGCGCCUCGUCUCCGUGGCCGUCCAGUGUGCAGACGGUGGUCUGGACCAGCUGCGCGAGGCGAAGGAUGACCUGGAUGAUGCCGUGAAGCGCCGGCUGGUCCAAAGCCAGGAACUGAUUGCAUCCUGUGCCGGCCUCAACGGUGCCGAUGGCAAUCUUGCCAAGGUCCAGCAGCUGCUGGCAGAGUGGGCCGACCCGAACACCCCCAGCAGUGCGAAAGACGGUCACCCCCCGCUGCAUGCGGUGCUGCUGCGACCGCAAGGCCUCCAGCCAGUGCACUUCGAGAUCCUGAGGGCUCUGGUCGACAUGGAUGCCGACCUUGGCCUCACCACGGAAAUGCCAGCUGGAGAAACCCCUUGCACCUUCACGUUGCUCCACAGUGCACUCCACUCGAAGAGUAGCAAGGCGCUGAAGAUGCUAGCGGCCGCCGGGCUCCGGCACGAUGGGAAGCCGCUCAGCGAAGUGCUCGAUGCAGAUGAAAUGCAGAGUGAGGAGCCUUCAGUCUGGUCGCUGCUGGCGCCCCUGAAGGAGCAGCGGGUGCAGUUGCUGGACUGGUCCCUGGUGUCUGUGGGGGAGAUGUUGGAGCUGGGGGCCACUCCUGGCCAGGUCAAGGCCUUGUGCAAGCAAGCAGGCAUCGAGACCGCGGAGGAAUUCCUCCGGCAGGUGGUGCUCAAGGGCUUGGGGCCCAAGGACCUAGGAGACAAACUCCGGGAAGACCCCCACUUCCUGGCUCCCACACUUCCGUUACCUCCUUUCGAUGCCGUGAGAGGAGCCCUGCAGAAGGCCCCGGCGGAUCUUCGGAACGACCGCGACGUGGUCCUGGCCUGCAUCAGCCACGACGCCGCCUGCUUGGCCGAUGCGCCAGAGGCCCUGCGCUCGGACCGAUUCUUCCUGCUGGAUGCAGUGCAGCGGCAUCCCCGAGCCCUCGAGUUCGCUGGAGGCUUUCGGGAGGACCGUGACUUCGUCGCGGACGCGAUGCGGCUCCAACCGGCCGUGCUGGAGUUCGCUGGCGGCCUGCGCAGCGACCGGGAGCUGGCUCUGGAGGUCGUUCGGCAGGCACCUUGGGCGCUGGACCUGGUCGAUGCCCAGCUCCAAAACGACGUGGCGUUGGCCUUCCAAGCCACGCGACGCAGCGGAGGGGGGAAGAAGGCUUAUUGGGAUUCAGGUCAAACUUUGCCGAUGCACUGGGAACAGAGUCCGAAUGCUCAGUUUGCAAUUGCGGCUUCCGAGGCCUUGGCACGAUGUGGCACUCGGGACGUGGACUUCUCCCAGAUGGCGGAGCUGCGCAGCGUCCCCCAUGACUCGUGGGUGCGCUGCAUCUGCCAUACGGGAGCGAGCGGGCUGGCGGUGGGCUGCGAGGACGGCACUAUCCAGCUCCAUGACCUCGGUGCGAGCGAUGAGCCUCCCUUCAAACUGGUGGGGCACAAGGGGGCUGUGCGCUGCCUGUGCCUGAUGUCGGUGGAGGUCCUCGCCAGUGGGUCCGCGGACAGCACGGUGCGCACCUGGAAUCUGCACAGCAAGGAAGCGCUGCAAGUCCUCAGCGGACACACGGACUCUGUGUGGGGCCUGGCGCGGCUCAAUGACACUCAGCUCGCGAGCGCAAGCGGUGACAGGACCGUCCGCUUGUGGAGCCUCGCAAAGCCCGAAGAGUGCCGAGUUCUCCGGGGCCACAGCCAACUGGUGCUCUGCCUCUGCCUCACGACCACCGGCAGCCUCGUGAGCGGGAGCGGUACCCUCCUAGUCUGGAACCCUGACACCGGCGAGGAGCAGCACGAGCUGCGCGGCCACACAAGUUGGGUCCGCUGCCUCUGCCAGGCUUCACCCGAGCUCCUGGCAAGUGGCAGCGAUGACACAACGGUGCGGUUGUGGAGCCUCAGCACCUGGACGAUGGUGCGGGUCCUCGAAGGGCUCACGGGAUUCGUCUCCUCGCUGUGCCUCCUGGCGCCCAAGCACCUGGCAGCUGCCGAUGGCAAUGGCAGACUCCGUGUCUGGUCGGUGCAGAGCGGCGAGCCGGUGCACGAUAUCCAGAAAGCCCACGGCAAAGAGAUCCGAGCACUAGUGAUGGCGAAGGUGCGUGGCGAGCGGAUUCUGUGCAGCGGCAGCGAUGACUCGACCCUGAAGCUCUGGCAGCUGCAGGCCCUGGGCGAGGGGUUUCGUUUUGCCGGUCAGCGUGUUGGUUGA